Molecule: messenger RNA, 613 nt
Organism: Cucumis sativus (cucumber)
Lineage: Eukaryota; Viridiplantae; Streptophyta; Magnoliopsida; Cucurbitales; Cucurbitaceae
Exons: 1
Coding region: 61-465 (134 amino acids)
Molecular function (GO): cysteine-type endopeptidase inhibitor activity
Source: RefSeq, a predicted model, not a curated record
AAUGGCAACCCACCACAAAAUUUUCAUUACUAUCAAAUAUCAACUAAAGAUCACAAAAAAAUGGCAGGUAUUCUUGCUGGUCUUGAUGGAGGACUUGGUUUUGGUUUUAGUCCUUUCAGUUUAAAGAUCGGCGGAGGUAUCGAUCUCGGGAGUAAAAGGCCGGGGGGGUGCAAGAGUCAUGAUCCAUCAAAAAAAUGGGUUAUAUGUCCCAAUGAUCAAGUUGUAGAAGCUGCUAAGUUUGCAGUGGCUGAGUUCAACAAAAAAUAUGGAAAUAAUCUUGUGUUUCAAGUAGUUUUGGAAGCUUGGGUUUUUACUAAUCCUUGUGGGAAGAAAGAGUAUAGUAUUGAAUUAGUAGUAAUAGACGGCUGCUUGAAUCGUGUUCUCAAGUUUCAUGCAGUCGUGACUGAAACACCCUGUGCUGCUCGCAAGAGGACUCUGGUGUCUUUCGACCAAAUCGUCGACUAAAAGAGAAGUUAUAUGUGCAAUCAAAGUUUAUACUGUGUGAGAAGUACACAAUAAUAAAUCUUGUAGGAUAUUGUACUGCUCUACUUUCUUUCACUAUCUGUUCUAAAAUAAUAAUAAUGGAGGCCAAACUACGUUUUUAGUCCCGAAA